This is a messenger RNA of Eupeodes corollae, 1144 nucleotides long. RefSeq names its product odorant receptor 30a-like. Gene Ontology annotation, cellular component: plasma membrane. The record is from RefSeq and is a predicted model, not a curated record. Gene Ontology annotation, biological process: sensory perception of smell; detection of chemical stimulus involved in sensory perception of smell. The transcript is spliced from 7 exons. Gene Ontology annotation, molecular function: olfactory receptor activity; odorant binding. The coding region runs from base 8 to 1135 and encodes 375 amino acids. Lineage: Eukaryota; Metazoa; Arthropoda; Insecta; Diptera; Syrphidae.
UAACCAAAUGUCAGUGCAAAUUGAAAGUCUACCAUUAUAUUCGAUGACAGCUAAGAUUUUGAAAUUUUUUGCUUAUCUAAUCGAUGAUCAUUGGAGAUGCUAUAUUUUCCUUAUGAUAACGUUGGUUUUUAAUUUAUUGGAAAUAAUUUACGUUGCCACAUCGGAUAAUGAACUUGCCAAAUUGGUUAUUAAUUUAUUCCUCGUGGUUCUAUGGUUGUCGACAAAUAUGCGGGCGUACGUUUUAAUUCGCAAUCGAAAGAAAAUGAAUUCAUUUUUGACCGAGAUUCAUCAUAUGUAUACUCAUAUUAUGAAAUAUGGUGACUCAAAUACAAAAACUAUGCUUCAGGAAUGUACGAAAUCUGCAAGAAAUCUGGCGAAUUUUAAUCUUCUUUUAGGGUUUUUUACAUGCGUUGGAAUGUUUGAAAGCUCAGGAAUGGGAACAAGAAGAGAUCUCAUUUAUGACAUGUAUCUUCCAUUUUACAACGACAAAAAGUUGCAAUCUCCAUGUUUUGAAAUUCUCUUUGCUACACAAUUUGUUCUGAUACCGGUUGGAUGUUGCAUGUUUGUGCCAUUUCUAAGUCUUAUAAUUUCACUGGUGAUGUUCAAUAUAUUUCUGUGUAAAGUCCUACAAAUAGAAUUUAGAAGUCUAAAGGAAGGCAUAACAAUGGAGGUUGUGAAUAAUAAAAUAGCUAAAUGCGUAUAUUUCCAUAAUAAAAUCAUAAGCUACGUUGCCAGUGUCAACAGUUUAUCAACCUUUGUUUUUGCAGUGGAAUACGUAUUUUUUGGAGCAUUAAUGUGUGUUUUAUUGUUUUUACUGGUCAUUGUAAAAACAGUUUCCGAACAACUAAUAAUGUCCGCAUACAUAUCAAUGAUUUUCGUUCAACUUUCUGUCACAUAUUUCUUUGCAAAUAAUUUGUUCUUUGAGAGUCUCGCUGUAGCUGAUGCUGCUUAUGACACUAGCUGGUAUGAAUAUAAUGGAAAAACAAGGUUAAAACUGAUGCUUAUAAUACAGAGGGCACAAAAACCGAUUUGCCUUACUAUGGGAAACUUUCAUCCAAUGACACUAGAAGUUUUAACAACUUUACUCAAUUUUUCAUAUUCUUACUUUACGAUUUUGAGAAAUAUGAUGGAAUAAAACUGCUAA